AGUACAGCUAGAGAUAAACAAGUCCAGGGUACUGAAUGACAGAAAAGGUCUAGACUUGACGCAACCCAUCACAGAUAAACCAACUAUCGAACAAAACCAAAUUGAGACGAUUUUGAAGAGUAUAGUGGACAGCUUGAAACAUAGAUUGCCUGAGAUGGAACUGGUUGACCAACUCAAAUACAUAAUCCACACCACAGCCAUGGAAUAUAUCUCGUUAAGUUUGGUGGACACGCAUGUCUCAGGUUUUCUGUCGCGAUUGUUUGGCCUGUUUGAUCAGGGAAAAAUGUACAGUAAAAAUAACUCGUAUUAUGACGUUAUGAUGAAGUUUCGACCAUCAAAGGAAUCCCUGAUGGAUCCCUAUGUUGAAGGCAAAGAUGGUGCAGUCAAUCUGAUGCAGAAAUAUUUCCAGAAUAUUGAUCCUUUUGUCGAUAAUUUUCUCAGACAAGCCCCCAGAAACAAGCAACAAAUACAUUUCCAAAAUCAAUUGCUAGUAAACCAUUGCAUCCUGAAAAAAUUGAUCAAUGAAUUGUCACUCAUAGAACAUAAAGAUGUCUACUAUGCUGCACUGAAGUUAAAACUGGACAAUUUUGAACGAAAAUUGGAUAAAAUGUCAGGAAAAUUUUUCGAAUACACAGUUUAUCAUAGUCGUGGUUUCCAAUCUUCACUGAAAUCCAUGGUUGAUUUUGAGAAUGAUCCAGUGUUUUCUGGAAUACCAAAAUCAAGAAGCUAUAAACAGAUUAAGGGAUCCGAGGGGUCUGUUGGAAGGGUGUUGGCAAUGUGGAUAUCACAGGAAAUUGUGCUGGCAAUAAUUGAUGAUGUAGACAUGUUCACAGCCAUCAACCAGUGUUUCUCUCACAUAGAAAAAGUGGACUCUGGUGAUGGUAGUUUCUGUAAUGGUUUUGUGGCAGAUGGUUGUUCCAUUUUGGAUAGAAUGGGUUGUAAGGGUUGUUUCAUACCGGUGUUCCAAAAAAUGAAUGAAUAA
This is a messenger RNA of Nilaparvata lugens (brown planthopper), 982 nucleotides long. RefSeq lists its product as uncharacterized. The record is from RefSeq and is a predicted model, not a curated record. The coding region runs from base 155 to 982 and encodes 275 amino acids. Lineage: Eukaryota; Metazoa; Arthropoda; Insecta; Hemiptera; Delphacidae. The transcript is spliced from 2 exons.